Messenger RNA from Paramecium tetraurelia, 768 nucleotides. RefSeq lists its product as uncharacterized. Gene Ontology annotation, cellular component: nucleus. NCBI's taxonomy places the organism in Eukaryota, Ciliophora, Oligohymenophorea, Peniculida, Parameciidae. The record is from RefSeq and is a predicted model, not a curated record. The transcript has 2 exons. Gene Ontology annotation, biological process: regulation of DNA-templated transcription.
AUGAGACCAUUUUUUUUGUAAACUCUUGAGAGCAUAAAGAGUUCUGCUGGAUAUGAUAACGAAGUUGACUUAUUUUGUGAGCUUUAAGUAGUAGAUUCAAUGGAGAAGUCAAGUUAACCAUAACUUAAAUAUAUGAUGAGUUCACACUCUUCUCCUGAUGAACGUAUUCAAAAUACAUUUGAAUAGGAAUUUCAUGCAAACCCAAGUGAGUAGAAACUAAACGAUUCGAAUUAGAACUAGAUGCAAAUUUAAAAUUAUAAUGAUAAAAAUGAGAGAGUUUAAACUUUGAACUAAAGUGAACCAAAAAGACCUAAGAGAAAUAGAAGGAAAUUAAAUGUUAAUUCACAAUUAAUGGAUUUCCAGUCCGAGAAUAAUUCGUCCUCCUAAAAUUUGAGUAUUAUUGCUUGUAGAUGCACUAAAUCGAAUUGCUUGAAAUUGUAUUGCUUAUGCUUCCAUUAAAAUCAAAAAUGCUCUGAUCUUUGCAAAUGUUUUGAAUGUAAGAAUAAGGCAGAGCAUUUUGAGAUCAGAUUUAAUGCUCUAGAGAAAGUCAAAUAAAAAUUGCAUAGAUAGAAAAACGAUGAUGAUUUAUUUGAUAGAUCAAAGAUUUGGGGCUGCAAAUGCCAGAAAUCCUAAUGUCAGAAGAAUUAUUGUGAAUGUUUUGUCAGAAAUUAGAAAUGCUCUUCAAGUUGCAGAUGCAAAGAUUGUGCAAAUAAAAAAAGAUUUCCAUUCUAGCAAAAAAAGAAAUAGAAGAACCAAUCUUAGGUUUGA